Molecule: messenger RNA, 1365 nt
Organism: Beta vulgaris subsp. vulgaris (sugar beet)
Lineage: Eukaryota; Viridiplantae; Streptophyta; Magnoliopsida; Caryophyllales; Amaranthaceae
Exons: 2
Coding region: 1-1365 (454 amino acids)
Source: RefSeq, a predicted model, not a curated record
AUGAAGAAAUUACCACCUAAAAAGGUCUGGGUUCCUAAACCCAAAGGCCCAGUGGUGCUGGGUGGAGUUACAGCUGGUGUCCAAGAUAAUCAAAAGAGGGAUUCUGAAGUUCCUUCAAUUCAAGAGCAAGAGCAGGCUGUGGAAGCUGCUCAGGGUCAGAAAGAAAUUUCAGUCCCAGGUAAAGAGAAGAGUGGAGCUGAAGCUAUAGUAGGUGGAUCUUCAUCUCAGAAGGAUGAUGUCGCAUGUAAGAAUGUAGGAAAGGGACAAGAGAAGACUAUUAUGCUGGGAGUAGGGCUGAAGGAGAAAGCAAUUGAUCAGCAGCAGGGGUUGUUUGGACUCCUUAAAACAAGGGUUAAGACUAAGAAUUUUUCUAAGGUCUUCCCUAAUGUGUGUAAGGAUUGGGCUGUGGUUACUAACUACCAGUUUCAUGCUGGUGGGAGAAUUUGGUUCAUUUGGCUACCUUCUGUGUUUGUGGUAAAUGUUUGUAGUUGCUCUUCUCAGUAUAUUCACUGUGAAGUGCUGCAUAGAGCUUCUGGAGGGGUUUUUGAGGUCACCAUGGUGUAUGGUGCCAAUGAUGGGGAGGUCAGAGAGGAAUUAUGGAGGGAUUUGGUUAGAUUGAGCAAGAAUGUUAAGGAAGCUUGGGUUGUCACGGGGGAUUUUAAUAGUGUUUUGAAUCUAGAGGAAAGAUUGGGAUCAGCUGUCACACUGAGAGAGGUGGAACCAUUUAGGCAAUGUAUUAGACUUUGUCAAAUACAGGAUCUUCCUUUUUCAGGGCCUUAUUAUACAUGGUCUAAUAAACAGGAAGGAGACCAGAGAGUUUUUUCUAAAAUUGAUAGAGUUCUUGCUAACUCUAGAUGGGUAGACAAGUUCAGUAAUGCUAAUGUCAUGUUCACUCUUGAAGGUAUUUCAGAUCAUUGUGCUGGUGUUUUGAAACUGGAUAGUGCUUUGAGUGUGAAGGCUAGACCUUUCAAAUUCUGUAACAUGUGGGCUAUGGAUGAAUCUUUCUUGAAUAUUGUGCAACAUGGCUGGCAGGAGAGAAUUGAAGGUGCUCCCAUGUUCAGGGUGGUUAGCAAGUUGAAGAAAUUGAAGCAGAGCUUGAGGAAUCUGCACAAAAACAAAUUCUCUCAAAUUGAGAAUGAUGCUGCUAUUGCUUUGAUAAAGUUGCUAGCAGUACAGAAAGAUAUCCAUAGUGAUCCUCAAAAUGGUGAUUUACAUAGAAAAGAGGAUGAAGCUAGGAGUGUCUAUGAAAAUUUGAAUAAAGCCAAGAUGAGCUUUAUGAAGCAGAAAAUGAAGCAAGAUUGGAUCAAGGGUGGGAUGAAAAUACUAAGGUAUUUUACCUUCUUGUUGGGAAAGAGAAGACUCUAG